Molecule: messenger RNA, 1563 nt
Organism: Solanum tuberosum (potato)
Lineage: Eukaryota; Viridiplantae; Streptophyta; Magnoliopsida; Solanales; Solanaceae
Product: pentatricopeptide repeat-containing protein At1g11290, chloroplastic-like
Exons: 1
Coding region: 1-1563 (520 amino acids)
Biological process (GO): RNA modification
Cellular component (GO): intracellular membrane-bounded organelle
Molecular function (GO): protein binding; RNA binding
Source: RefSeq, a predicted model, not a curated record
AUGGGGUUUGAUUCAAAUGUAUUUAUUAACACUGCUCUUCUUGAUUUGUAUGGAAAAUGUGGUUAUGUUAAAGAAGCAGAGCAACUGUUUGAUGAAAUGCCUGAAAGAAAUGUGGUGUCAUGGAAUGCUUUGAUUUCUGGUUAUUUGGACACCCAUUACCCUGAAAAUGCGAUUGUGUUGUUUCUUGAAAUGUUGAGAGAGGGUAUUAGACCGACCCCGUCUAGUGUUUCGGCUGUGUUGGUUGGUUGUGCUCAGUUAGAAGCAUGUGAAAUUGGGGCUCAGUUUCAUGGUUUGAGCUGGAAAGUUGGUUUUGCUUUGAAUCUUGUUGUAGGGACUGUUUUGAUUGAUAUGUAUUUGAAGUGUUUUGAUCUUGAGACUUCGAGGAGAGUUUUCGAUCAAAUGACUGAAAGGAAUGUUAUUACUUGGACAUCAAUGAUUACUGGUUAUGCGCAAAACCGGUGUCCUUUUCAAGCUGUGAUUUUGUUCAAGGAAAUGUUGAGGUUGGGAAUUAGAGCUAAUUGUGUUACGUAUACGAGUUUGUUAAGCUCGUUUUCUUGUUCAGAUUACUUGGUUCAUUGUGAGCAGGUACACUGUCAUGUAAUACAUCAAUGUUGUAAGACUAACCAUUACUUGGUGGUAUCGUUGCUGUCUGCUUACUCAGGUUGUAGCUGUAGCUUAGAGGAUUUCCGUAAGUUGUGUUCUAACGUUGUGAAAUGGGAUGAGAUCUCCUGGAAUGCAGUUAUUUCCGGUUUCUCUAAUUUAGGAGUCGGUGGAGAAGCGUUCUCCUGCUUCUCAAGAAUGAGGUGGGCUGGUUUUACUGUUGAUCAUUACACUUUUGCGAGCAUUUUGAAAGGAAUAGGGAGCAUUUCAGGCCUGGAGGAAGGAAUGCUGAUCCAUUGUCUAGCUCUGAAAACAGGAUAUGCUUCUGAAGUUAUCAUACAAAAUGGGCUUCUUUCCAUGUAUACAAAAUGUGGUAGACUUGAAGAUGCCGAGAAAAUAUUCUCAUCAAUGGAGGAACGAGACCUCAUAUCGUGGAACUCACUUCUUACAGGCUGUGCACAUCAUGGUUAUGGUAGGGAUGUGAUUGUAAUGUUUGAAGAAAUGAGGAGAUGUGGUAUUAAACCAGAUCUAACCACAUUCCUUAUUGUUCUUUCGGCAUGUAGACAUGCUGGCCUGCUCGACGAAGGGCUUAAAUAUUUUGAUCUGAUGAAGAAUGACAAUUCUCUACCACCACCAAAGCUAGAGCAUUAUGCUUGCAUAGUCGACCUGUAUGCCCGUGCUGGUCAUCUACGUGAAGCAGAGGACUUCGUCAACAAUAUGCCAAUAGAACCAGGACCUUCGGUUUAUAAAAGUCUACUGAAUGCUUGCCAACUACACGGUAAUAAGGGACUUGCUGUGAUUUCUGCCAAGAAGCUUGUUGAACUUUGUCCCAACGAUCCUGCAACGUACGUAUUGCUAGCAAAUGUGUUAGCAUUGGAAGGGAAUUGGAAGGACGCGGAGGGACAGCGCAAGCUUAUGUUGGAUAGAGGAUUGAGUAAGAAACCUGGUUAUAGCUGGCUAUAA